AUGGGAACCGUACUUUCAACAUUUUCCAACGAAGAUUCAUCACAAUAUCCGGUACAUUCAUCUAGAAGACCAUUAAGUGAUGUGCAUAAAACAAAAGAAUUCAAGUGUUACAUUCCAUCUACACCACAUAAUGAACCUUAUGAUGAAUACAUUGAUCAACAGGAAUCAAUCAAUAAAAAUUUGAAUUUUGACCAAAAUGGUGAAGCUUUAACAAUACAAAAGGAAUAUGAAUAUAUUUCUGGCAAUCGUUAUACAGAAUCAGAUAAAACUCACAAUCCUGCAAAUAUGUUUGGCUUAAAACGAUUCUUAUUCUCUGGUUUAUCACGUAAAACAAAAAUGUCUGUUAGUAAUGGGAUCAUUCCAAGUUUAAGAACCCCAGAUAAUCGAAUUCAUAGACUAUCUGUUAAAUCUGAUGGAAAAAAUACUGUUCAUGGUCGUGGGGAUCAAAUGAAAGUUUUAGUUAAUUCAAAAAAUCACUCAACGAUUGAAAUCCCGUUUUUUUACUGUCAUCAACAAAAGGAACAUCUUGAAGAAGAUUCAACAAAGUUAAUUAAUAAUAUACAGAAUAUUCAAUUAGACAAUCUUCAAUUAAAUCCUAUAUCUUCCUCAUCAUAUUGUGAUACAUCAGUUCCAAAAGAAGUUUCUCAAUUUGAAACUUUAGGAAUAACACAAAGUCCUUGUCAUUUUGAAUCCAGAGAUAUUAUGAAUGAUAGUGUUAGCCAGGAGUAUCGUUCAUCGGGUCAAAACUCCCUAACAGACUUUAAAUCAGUUUAUCGGAAAGAUUUUAUAAUUCACCACGAUACUACUACUAAUACUACUAUUAAUAAACAUCAUAAACAAUUAUCUGAACCAAAUUCCCGAUUGAGACAUCGUUAUUCUCACUGUUUAUCUACAGAGUUUAAUCGAAAAUGCUGUGCUACACACCAUCAUAACAAUGAUAUUAUUGGUAAUACCAUGCCAUAUACACCUAGCCUUGUUGAUUUAAGGUGGGUUGCAAGAUCUAAAGGUUCAAAUAUCAAACAUUCAAACGAACAGAUUUAUGUAAGUAAUUCACCUUAUUCACUGAUAGAAAAUAACUCUACUGUGCAAAGUUGUCAGAAUAAUAAAGAUUACUUUUAUAUACCUACGUCUACAAUAUCAGAAAAAUCGUCUAAACAGCUUUCAACAUUCAACGAUAAUUCAUCUCCAGUGGACACUUAUCCAAGAGAAUAUCACCAUCCUAAUCCCACACAUCAUAACUAUCACCAAUAUCAAAAUAAUCAAUUGAUAGUAGAACACAUUUCACAGAAUGUCACUGAUACUUCACCGAGUACACGUAGUUGUUCGUUCGAUAUGCGUUUUCCCCUAUACAAUCAUCAUGAUAAUCAGUCAGAUAAACGAAACUCCUCUUUGUGUACUGUUAGAGAUAAUUAUGCUCCAAUUUUUAUACCACCGAAUACUUCUACACUCUCUGAAAGUAAUAAUAUUAAAAGCUUUAAUUUAUCUUGUGUACAUAAUUGUUUAUCAGCUCAAAUGUUUGAAAUCCCUGACAAUAAUACACAAUACAACUACCAAAAUGAAACAAACAAAAUUGAAGAACAAUUAUCAAGUAAAUUCGAUAGACGUUUAACUGAAUAUGGUAUAGAUUUAACAAUUCCAUCAUCUCCUAUUCAUGUCCAACGUAAGAUCAAUGGAAUGGGAUUUGAUAAAUAUCGAAAUAUUACAAAAUCAAUAUCAUGUUAUGCUUUAAAACUUUUCACACAUCAUAAUAACAAUCAUCUUUAUCAACAAAAGUAUAAAAAAAGUUCUGUCGAGUCAACCACAAUGACAAAAUCAUUUUUUCGAACAAAUCACAUCAUUUAUGAUCGAAAAAUAUUUAAAGUACGCUCUGAUAAGAAAAUGAAUGAUCGUAUGAAAAAGAAUUCUUUUGUUAGAGAUGUUGAAGAAUUAAAAAGAUAUAAUCAACAAUUUGAAGAAAGUAAUACAGUUGCUAUGACAACUACAGCUAUGACAACACCACCACCAACAACAACAACAAAACCAACAAGUGCGAUGAAUAACAAUAAAAAAAAUAGUCUUAUCCCACAAUAUUAUAGAACUGAUGCUCAAUCAACAGAUUGUAUCAAGUGUUUUAAUCAUCAUAAAAGUAUUGGGAAACUAGAUGGAAUUAAUGGAAUGUUUGAAAAUCUAAAAUCUGAUCAUAAACUUGAUCGAUACUAUAAUAUGAAACAUCUUAAUCAUGACAAUCAUUGUUAUUACGAUACAUCUAUGUUGCAAACAAGUUGGAGACGAGGUGAAGUGAAGAAAGAUCAACACCAGUCAGGAAGUGGCAAGUCUAUUAAUAAUAUUUCUACGACUACUAAUACUACUACUACUAAUACUACUGCUACAGCGCCUCAUGUUUAUACUUUAUUUCGGCAACCGAUAUUUAAAGCAAGUACAAGUGAAUUAUUAAAAUGUUUAUCUAUUUUUAUCGUUGCACGUAUACAAAUGAAUUUACUAGAAAAUUCAAAUCAUUUACAUAAUUCUGAUUUACAUGGUAUUCAACCAGCAAUUAUUGUUGCAUGGAUUCGAGCUAUUGAUCGAGCACUCCUAUUACAAGGUUGGUCUGAAGUAGCAUUCAUUAAUCCAACUCAUAUUGUGUUUCUAUAUAUGAUGUUAAAAAAUUUUAUACAAAAUGGUAACAUACAUACAGAACGUGAAUUGCAUACAAUCAUUAUGGCAUGUCUUUAUUUAGCUUAUUCAUAUGCUGGUAAUGAAAUCAGUUAUCCAUUAAGACCAUUUCUUAUUGCUGAAGCAAAUCAAUUUGUUGCACAUUCAGAAGGUGGAAAUAAAAAGUUAUUAUCAAGUACAAUGCAUGUAUUAACAUCAUCAUCAUCAUCAUCAUCAUCCUCAACAACAACAACAAGUGUAGAGAAUUGUUUAAAAUCAAAAGUAAUUGAUGAAGUACGUAAUCGAUUUUGGCAAUAUGUUAUACGUAUAGUCAAUGAAAAAUCUUCAGAAAUGCUUCGAAUUAAUGCUGAACCAAUAUUAUUUACACAAAUGUUUAAAGAAUUAACUUUAUAUGACAAUAUUGUUAUUGCUAUGAAAUUAUUGUCAAAUCAUAAUUACCAUAUCAACAAUAAGAAUAUCAACAUUGAUGACAAUAAUGAUCGACCUGGAUAA
This is a messenger RNA of Schistosoma haematobium, 3144 nucleotides long. It is a transcript of the gene CDK5R1, whose product is annotated as Cyclin-dependent kinase 5 activator 1. Gene Ontology annotation, biological process: activation of protein kinase activity; positive regulation of cyclin-dependent protein serine/threonine kinase activity. Gene Ontology annotation, molecular function: protein kinase binding; cyclin-dependent protein serine/threonine kinase activator activity. Gene Ontology annotation, cellular component: protein kinase 5 complex; cytoplasm. The transcript has a single exon. The coding region runs from base 1 to 3144 and encodes 1047 amino acids. The record is from RefSeq and is a predicted model, not a curated record. NCBI's taxonomy places the organism in Eukaryota, Metazoa, Platyhelminthes, Trematoda, Strigeidida, Schistosomatidae.